Molecule: messenger RNA, 348 nt
Organism: Phycomyces blakesleeanus NRRL 1555(-)
Lineage: Eukaryota; Fungi; Mucoromycota; Mucoromycetes; Mucorales; Phycomycetaceae
Exons: 2
Coding region: 1-348 (115 amino acids)
Source: RefSeq, a predicted model, not a curated record
AUGUCCCUUAAUAGUGGGCGCUGGGAAUAUUUGUCGGCAUGGUCUAGAAUCAGCGAGGCUUUAAUUCCUAACAAUUAUGUAGCUAUCCACCCUUUUACUGGGGAUCCAUUUGAGAUUACUGAAAGCGCGAUUUGGCUCAGUCAAAUACGCAAAUUGACUCAGUCAAAUGUGCAAAUUGGGCACUGUACUAAGCGUCAAUUAGGGUGUUCAAAAGCGCGGGCUGGUUUUAAAAAGCGCCAUUUGGCACCGGAGGUUUUGAUAGGAUUCUUAUUUUCUUUCUAUCGAAGAACUUUGAAAUUGUUGGUACCACAAGCCUUUAUCAAUUCAAAUUACUUUAUAGAACUUUAA